UUGACCUUUGACCUUUCAUUGAGUGGUGCCGUUUUGUGCAGGUGGUUUGGUGUCGUCGUGAUGCAGAUGUCGACCUUUUUCUUUCUGGUUGUUCCCUCUUAAGGAGACUCAAAAUAAUGAUUUGAAAUGCUGUGCUGCUGAGCGCAGCCGCCGCAGUACCGUUUCUGACCGCUAGAUGGAGACAUUGGACACGAGUCACUAACACACUUUCAGCUUUCAUGAAGCAGCUUUAUAUAGGAGGUGAGCUUUGCCAAAAACGGCGUUACUAUGCAAUCCCCCGUUCGCGACCAAUAGAACAACAGAAUGCGUAAUGAAGACAGGAGCGGAGGGAGUUUUGGAGGAGGGGUCUCCGUGCGUAAAUGCGCAGCCGAGCGUGAAAGAGCCGGAGGGACAAAGACAUGCAGCAUGCAACAGGACUCUGAGAGCAGAAAACACUCUCCAAAUAACAUGCAAACCCCAGACGCAGGAGCAUUCUUACACAUGAAGAGGAUAAACAUUUGAAAUGCACUCAACCGGAUCGCAGCAAGCUGAACUGAUUGCACGGAUAACCGCUGAACUUUCAAUCUGAAAAGCCUCAUUGUGGAGUAAAUGCAUGCUUUCCUGUGACGCACCAUGUUGUGCUUUCACCGAUUGAUGCAAGCAUGCAUCUAAUCUGAGUUCGCACGCAAAAUGGAGAGGAGCAUCGUUCCCGUCGCAUUUCUCUGGUUUGCGAUGAUGCUGGAUGCGCAGAUGGUUUGCUGGCAGGCGCUGAUGCGAUGUCAUGAGGAACGUGAUUGUGAGCUUGCCUAUAACCAGUAUUUGACAGCAUGCGACGGGAUCAUCCGCGGAAGCAGACGCCAGUGUCCAAGCCACUGCAUCAGCGCGCUCAUCCGCCUCAACCAGACAGCAAACGGCCCGUUUCUGGAGACCUGUGACUGCGGGAUCGACCCCGAGUGCCUAAGAGCCAAACGAGCCGUCGAGCCCUGUCUGCCGCGGACGCAUCCGGGCGAUGCCGAUGGGAUCGGUUGCACCGAAGCGCGCCAGCGAUGCGAAGACGAGCCGAGCUGUCAGUCAUCCCUCACUGCAUAUCUAUCCCACUGUGGACAGCUGUUUAACGGGCGGAAGUGUUCGUCUCGGUGCAAAUCCACCAUCGAGGAGCUGCUGUUCAUGCCCAGCGGCGUGCUGCUCAAUCAGUGCGUCUGCGACGGUCUGGAGAGGCCGUUUUGUGAGGUGGUCAAACAGAACAUGGUCAAACUGUGUUCGAUGGGAGACAACAGCGUACCCAUGGACCACGACGGGACGGACGAUGCAUAUGAGGACGAGGAUUACGAGGCGAAACCAGAGAGCGAGGCGACUGAUGCUGAUGCGGUGAUGUCGUUCACAAGCGCUUUGACUCUUUCUCAACACGUGGUUUUGCUGUGCAUUGCAUUUGCUCUGGCGUUCAUGCUUUAAAGUGUGGCGGAUUGAACGUCUGGAAGCAGCUGCACUGCAGUGUUUGUACUCUCAUUAGGUCUUUGUUUCCGUGUUGUUUCACCUCAGUGCCACUUGAAGUGUCUCAAGGCAAACAGUGGACGCACGUCGAGGGUUUGCACAGCGGACGCUCAUUCUUUCUUCAAAUAUUUGCAGUGUGCGGGCACAUAAAGGAGCCGGUUUGGAGAUCAAGUGCUUCAUUUAGGUGGAGAGGCCCUUCAGAAGCUGUUAAACGCUCUCGUUCUCUCUCACACUUCAGGUUUAUUGGCUUGACCUCGUCCUCUGAACGAUCAGGUCUUGGUUUUGAGCGUUUGACAGCAUGCACACCAUCACACUUGUCUCUAAACCUACUGUUCAUGUAUGCUGGAAAUCAACACCAAGUGCCUGAAUGACUGCCUGUAUUUUACUGGAGCUUUUCUCCAUACAAGUUUUCAAUGGUUUUAAACCUUACUUAAAGCCAUUAUAUAUGAUGCAUUAUAAAUUUAGUUUUAAUUAUGCCUUGUAAUGUUUGAUCUCUUGAAUAAUUGCAACCACAGUUAUAAUGCAUUAAAAUACAUUGUUACACCGUUAGAAAGUAUAAUGCAUUAAAACACAUGACAAACAAACCUUCAAAUAGUAUAAUGCAUUUUAACUUUGGUUAGAAUUACUUAUGUAAUGCAUUACAAUGCACAUUUAUGAAUACCUUUGUAAUGGGUUAUACCUAAAGGCUUUAAGUUAAGUGUUACCGAUCAUUCUUUUUUUUUUUUUUGCAAAUAAUGAAUUAUUAGUAAUGUUACAAAGACUAAAGUUUAGAGUUUAUCUAAACUCUAAAAGCAGAAGCACACUUUAUGUAAGUACGCAAACUGAUCGAAACACAAACCAUUCAUUCUCAAUGUUGCCUCAAGGGAUGCUAUAGCAGACAUGAACGUGAACUGUUUUCUAUGGUCAGUUUUCUCUUUUAGGUCAGUUACUGUCAUUGCAUUUGAAGAGAAUCUUGCAGAGCAAGUUAGUUAAAGAUAAUUAAGCUGUUGAUGUUUAUAGCAGCUACUUGAAUUUUAAUGCAUCUGACUUGAAGGAAACUCGUAGUUGUGUUUGCGUACUUGCAUUGAGUGUGUUUCUGGUUUAAUAUUUCUUAAACUUCUUAAAGGGUCUUGAAGUUUGUACAGAAAAAGAAUUUAUUUAUACAUUUUGGAAUAAUUAAAAUAAAAGUCAUGCUGAAAUUUAAGAUGGAGACUUGUCUUAAGUUAAUUUAUCAUCUGAAAAAUGUGGGAUAUUUAUGUCCAAAUCCAAUG
This is a messenger RNA of Onychostoma macrolepis, 2720 nucleotides long. RefSeq names its product growth arrest-specific protein 1. The transcript is spliced from 3 exons. The coding region runs from base 670 to 1431 and encodes 253 amino acids. NCBI's taxonomy places the organism in Eukaryota, Metazoa, Chordata, Actinopteri, Cypriniformes, Cyprinidae. The record is from RefSeq and is a predicted model, not a curated record. Gene Ontology annotation, biological process: regulation of cell cycle.